Hymenoscyphus albidus is the source of this 2037-nucleotide messenger RNA. The record is from the annotation of a GenBank genome assembly. Lineage: Eukaryota; Fungi; Ascomycota; Leotiomycetes; Helotiales; Helotiaceae.
CGUUUCUCGAUAAGAACUUCAUGAAGUCAUGGUCAUGAAAAGUACAUGAUCGCUGCCCAAAUUCCCUCUUUUUCAUUUUUAUGUCGCAAUCCGCCACCAGCUCAUUCUUUGCCGUCAAUUGCUCGGUUGGUGGCGUAGAAGUAGAGGGGUCGACGUCGAGAUCUGCACCUACAAUCAGACCCCCGUCUUGUACAUCCUCAUAGAAGGAACUCGGCCUCAAUUUGGAUUUCCUUAAUUCUUGAAAAUAUCUUCACAUUGCUGAAAGAAUAAGCAUUGGAUAUUCACGAAAUGGCACCCCCUGGUCUCCUCAAUUCCUUCCUAGCAGCCAUUCAGGCCAGCUUAUCCGUCCUCCUGGUCAUCUCUUAUGGUGCCAUUGCCGCCCGUUUCAAGCUUCUCGAUAGCUCCUCGACCAAGUCCAUCUCGAAAAUAUGCGUCAAGAUGUUUCUCCCGGCACUUUUGCUCACCAAAAUUGGUUCGGAAUUACACGUCGAAUCAGCACAUCGAUAUGUCAUCAUUCUUAUCUGGGCUUUCGCUUGUCACCUACUAUCCUUCAUCAUUGGCGUGGCAGCUCAUUAUCUUCUCGGAAUGCCCGACUGGAUUACAGCUGCUAUCAUGUUCAACAAUACGACUUCUUAUCCUUUGCUCUUGAUUCAAUCAUUGAAUGAAACGGGUAUUUUGAGCCACCUAAUAGUCACCGAUGAAACGACCCGAGAAGCAAUCGAGAGAGCGAAGAGUUAUUUCCUGGUUUUCGCCACCGUAUCAAGCUGUCUUACGUUCGCUGUAGGACCACGUCUCAUCGAUACUGAACAUGCUCCCGAUCCUCUAGACAAGGAAGAUGACGAGGAAAUUGAGGGAGAUUUUCACACUGACGAUAGAUGGACCAGCGGAAAUCGAUACUCAAGUAUUUCAAGCGAUUGUGCUAUCUCGCCUACCGAUCGAACUCAUCUAAUUGAAUCUGGGGGACGUCAGCGCCGUCUUUCCGUGGCAUCAGUAGCGUUCUUUCCAUCCCGUUCAGCUGUUGGCGGAUCAGAAGCCUUCGAAUCCGUUGAUGAUAGAGCGCUCCAUUACGAGCGUCGACCAUCACUCAUUCCCAAGAGGAAGUGGUAUGAAAUGAGCGAUAGAAUGAGAUGGUGGUUGCUAUUUUUUUACGACUUCCUGAAUGCUCCUCUUCUCGGUGCCAUUCUGGGUGCUAUCAUUGGUCUCGUACCUGCGCUCCAUACUGCUUUCUUCAGUGAAAUGAUCGAGGGAGGGAUUUUUUCGGCUUGGCUGACUGCCUCGCUUAAGAAUAUUGGAAGUUUAUUUGUCCCUCUGCCAGUAGUGGUUGCUGGUAUCUCGCUUUACACGUCUAUGCAGCGAGUCAGGAAUGAUUCCCAUCCUGCUGCUACGCCCUGGUUGACGACGAUAUUUGUACUUUUCAUUAGGUUUUUGCUUUGGCCUGUGAUUUCUAUUUCUAUCAUAUAUCUCUUGGCCAAGGAGACGGAUUUGCUGGGGGAUGAUCCUAUGCUUUGGUUUGUAAGUUCUUCCAAGGACGCGGCGAUUUCAUCCCAACCACUAUUUGAACAGAAUGACUAAUUAGCGGAUAGAGUUUGAUGUUAAUGCCCACUGGAGCUCCGGCAAUGAAACUUAUUACAAUGGUUGAAGUUUCUGGUGCUGGCGAAGAGGAUGAACAUAAAAUUGCGAAGCUUCUGACUGUAAGUCAAUACCAGCCCUCCUUUCUACGCCAUUCGGAAGCUAGAAUGCCACUGAUUAACCUGACAGGUAUCGUAUAUCAUCUCUCCUAUCUUGGCAUUUACUGUUGUAGGAAGCUUAAGAGCGAGCCAGAGUGCCAUUUGAUUUAUUCGCUGUAUCUAAUAUAUUUUGACGAGCAUACAUCUCACAAUUACAGUCUCUCGAAAACUGGCAUGUAAUCAAGGGGACAGUCAACCUCGACAGUCUGACCGCCCUCAUGAUCAUUUCCUCCCUGUUUCCAUUUCGCCCCCUUGGGCAAGUAAGCUGUAAUCUUUCUUUGCUUCGGAGCCAAGAUUGGCACAACAAGGU